Molecule: messenger RNA, 1080 nt
Organism: Cordyceps militaris CM01
Lineage: Eukaryota; Fungi; Ascomycota; Sordariomycetes; Hypocreales; Cordycipitaceae
Product: zinc-binding alcohol dehydrogenase, putative
Exons: 2
Coding region: 1-1080 (359 amino acids)
Biological process (GO): alcohol metabolic process
Molecular function (GO): zinc ion binding; alcohol dehydrogenase (NADP+) activity
Source: RefSeq, a predicted model, not a curated record
AUGGCGACCGACUACAAGUUUGAGGGCUGGUUGGGCGAGGACGCCGGGUCCGUCAACGGCAAGAUGGUCUGGAAGGAGUUUGAGCCUAAGAAGUGGGAAGAGAACGACAUCGACAUCAAGAUUACACACUCUGGCAUCUGCGGAUCCGACCUGCACACUCUGCGCUCCGGCUGGGGUGCCACCCCGUACCCCUGCGUCGUCGGCCACGAAAUCGUCGGCACCGCCGUCCGCGUCGGCUCCAAGGCCGAAGGUGGCAUCAAAGUCGGCGACACCGUCGGCGUCGGCGCCCAGUCCGACUCGUGCCUGGGCCGCGGCAAGAAGGACUGCGCCCCUUGCAAGGAGAAUGAAGAGCCGUACUGCAUCAACGGCGGCGUCAACACCUACGGCUCGAUCCACUACAACGGCGACAAGGCGUAUGGCGGCUACGCGCUGUAUCAUCGGGCCCCGUCGCACUUCGUCUUUAAGAUCCCCGACGGGCUCGCGCCCGAGUACGCGGCGCCGAUGCUCUGCGGCGGCGUCACCGUGUACUCGCCGCUCAGACACUGGGGCGUCGGCCCCGGCAAAAAGGUCGCCAUUGCGGGUGUCGGCGGCCUCGGCCACUUUGCCGUGCUCUUUGCCAAGGCGCUCGGCGCCGACGAGGUUGUGGGCAUCUCGCGCAAGGCGGCCAAGCGCAAGGAGGCCAUGUCUCUCGGCUGCGACGACUACAUUGCGACCGACGACGACAAGGACUGGGCCAAGCACAAUGCGAACCGCUUCGACGUCAUCAUCUCGACCGUGUCGUCGGCCAAGAUGCCCAUCGGGGACUACCUCGAGACGCUGGCGCUGGACGGCAGCAUGGUGCAGGUCGGCGCGCCCGAGGAGCCCAUCCCGGUGCCCAUGUUCUCGCUGCUCAAGGGCCGCCGCAGCCUCGCGGGGUCGGCGAUUGGCAGCCCCAAGGUCAUUCGCGAGAUGCUCCAGUUCGCGGCCGACAAGAAGAUUAAGCCGUUUGUGGAGAAGAGGCCCAUGUCGGACGCGAACCAGGCCAUCAUCGAUAUGGAGGAUGGCAAGGCCCGCUUCCGCUAUGUCUUGGUCAACGAAUAA